ACUUCAGCUCCAGGAACGGUGAGGUACUCUCAGGUAGACAUUCCAGGUCGGAGUCAUGGCUGCAACAUCAGAACCGCCUGGGUUAAUUAGCGCCGUGACAGGCUAUUCCUUGGCUGCUUGCGCUGCACAGCUGAUUAUAGGCUAUGCCCUGGCACAGCGAUUAGGAAAGAAGUGCUCGGGUAUAGACAGAUGGCUGCUAGUCUGGCUCUUUUAUGACGCUAUAGUGCAUUUUACGUUGGAGGGUCCCUUUGUUUACCUGUCUUUGGUAGGAACAGUGGCACAGUCUGACAGUAUUAUUGCUUCAUUGUGGAAGGAAUAUGGCAAAGCAGAUGCACGGUGGCUGCAUUCUGAUCCAACCAUUGUGUCUCUCGAAAUCCUUACGGUUGUUUUGGAUGGCUUGUUAGCUUUGUUACUAAUCUAUGCUAUAAUUAAGGACAAAUAUUACAGGCACUUCAUACAAAUUACACUAUGUGUAUGUGAAUUAUAUGGAGGAUGGAUGACUUUUUGUCCUGACUGGCUCAUUGGCAGUCCCAACCUUGACACCAGCAACUGGCUUUACCUUUGGAUCUAUUUAGUAUUUUUUAAUGGUUUAUGGGUACUAAUACCAGGACUAUUGUUGUGGCAGUCAUGGUUAGAACUUCAAAACAUGCAUCUUGGAAAAAGAAGUCCUGGAAAAAAACGAAGAUGAGAACAUAAAAUCAUUCAAUAUGUGCAGCUUUUAAUUUCAAGGAAUUGUUUGCCAAUAUAUUUUGUUAUUACCACUAUGACAAGUGCAUAUAUUCAGAAUUUUUUUAAUUAAUAAAGUAUAUGAUUUUA
Messenger RNA from Bombina bombina (fire-bellied toad), 816 nucleotides. RefSeq names its product EBP like (gene EBPL). Gene Ontology annotation, biological process: sterol metabolic process. Gene Ontology annotation, cellular component: endoplasmic reticulum; membrane. The transcript has 4 exons. Gene Ontology annotation, molecular function: cholestenol delta-isomerase activity. Lineage: Eukaryota; Metazoa; Chordata; Amphibia; Anura; Bombinatoridae. The record is from RefSeq and is a predicted model, not a curated record. The coding region runs from base 56 to 688 and encodes 210 amino acids.